GUAAAUUCUACCCAAACCCAAAACUCGAGGCUAAUGGAUCCUACACAGAUGAAGAAAAUUCAAGCCAUGAAAAGGUACAAGAGCCACCAGUUCCUGAACAAUUUGUAUGUAUAUUUUGUGAGUGCCUUAACUUGCAGUGUCUUCUGUUUUGUCACCUUCUGCAUGCCCUAUCUUUCUUCUCUUCUCCGCCUCUUUUUCUUCGUCCACAUCUCAAGUUUAGUACCAGUUCUGUUCAGCUCAAAGCUCCUGUUCAUCAUGGGCAACCUUAUAAUUUUUUUCCUUGUGGUAAACUCAAGAAUCCUUUCCUCGGAUCCCUCUUCAACCCCUGUUGUUUACUAUGAUGAGUACAUUCGGAGCAGUCAAACCCCAAAACCUCUUGUUGCAACUGUUGAGGUCAAACGAGGUAAAACUUUGGAGAAACAUGUUGUCGGGGAAAUUUUGGACAUCGACAGUGUGGACUUAAAGUGCAAAGGGAGGGUUGAGAAAGGCACUGAAACAUUCAAAGAAGACGACGACAUAGAUGCAGGAGAUGAACAACGUUUGAUUCCUUCGUGUUCCGAUGAAUUGAACAAAAGGGCUGAUGAUUUUAUUGCGAGAGUCAAUAGGCAGAGAAGGCUUGAACUUAGCCUUCUGAAUUAUGGUGGUAGUUACUAAGUAUAUGGUGUUGUAUGGUGCAAGAAAAUCUUAGUUCUCAACUAGAUUAUUUUCCUCCAAAUUUAAUUGAGAAUAUUAUAAAGUAUAUGUGUUACAGCAUUUAACCCUAAUAACAGAAUUUGUAUGAUUCCGGAUUGACAU
Vigna umbellata (rice bean) is the source of this 795-nucleotide messenger RNA. RefSeq lists its product as uncharacterized. Lineage: Eukaryota; Viridiplantae; Streptophyta; Magnoliopsida; Fabales; Fabaceae. The record is from RefSeq and is a predicted model, not a curated record.